CUGUUAUUGCCAUUCUAUCUAACCUAACCUCAAAAGUUUGUAAAAUUUAAUUGAAUAUAGUUUAUUUAAUCAAUUAUUGUACAAUAUUUUUUCUGUCGAACUGUUUAAUUAUUUUACAAAAUCAUAUAAAUUGUAUUUCCCAUAAGGUAAUUCAUAAUGGAUAUUGGUGAGCUUCUGUCUUACAAGCCUCCAAACACUCCAAAACGUCCCUUGCCAGAGGAAGAAGCCGAAGAGCCUGAUGAAACCGAGUAUGAGAGACAACGUAAAAUCAGAAAACUUCAGAAAGCAAGAGCAGCUGAAUUAGAAAGGCUUGAAUUGGAGCGUCAAAUAAGAUUAGAGAGAGAAAGAGAAGAAGCUGAGCGACAAGCAAAAGAAGAACAACAGGAUGCCAUUAUGAAGCUGGUGGAAAGUCAUGGAGAGGGAGAAGUACUAGACGAAGCCACUCUGAAGCGAAUGGUUCUUCAAUUUGAGAAGCGAGCUCUAAGGAACCAGGAGAUGAGAAUCAAGUUUCCAGACAUGCCUGAAAAGUUCAUGGAGGCAGAGAUAGAGUUGCAUGAAGCUCUGCAGGAGAUGCAUGCCGUUGCUACGGUGCCAGAUCUGUAUCCAAUCGUAGUUCAACUCAACGCUGUUCCGUCCAUGUUGGAACUGUUGUCUCACGAGAACACGGACAUUUCUGUCUCAAUUGUGGACCUGUUACAGGAAUUGACGGAUGUGGACAUUUUGCAUGAGAGCCAGGAAGGAGCGGAUGCAUUGAUUGAUGCUCUUCUGAACCAACAGAUCUGCGCUCUUCUGACUCAGAAUCUCGAGAGACUGGACGAGACCGUAAAAGAAGAAGCUGAGGGCGUCCAUAAUACUUUGGCGAUAUUCGAGAACAUCAUGGAGUUCCGGCCGGAGGUGGUGGUGGACGUGGCAAAACAAGGGUUAUUGACUUGGCUGCUGAAGAGACUCAGAGUGAAAGCUCCGUUUGAUGCCAACAAGUUGUACGUCAGCGAGAUUCUGUCCAUCUUGCUGCAAAACUCACCAGAGAACAAGACAUUGCUGGGGACAUUGGAUGGCAUUGACGUUCUGCUACAACAGCUUGCGUUUUACAAGCGACACGACCCGCAGACAACGGAAGAGGCUGAGAUGAUGGAGAACUUGUUUGACUGUCUUUGUUCCUCUCUCAUGAUCACUGCCAACAAGGAUAAGUUCCUGCGAGGUGAAGGACUGCAGCUCAUGAAUCUCAUGUUGAGGGAGAAAAAGCUGAGCCGCAACGGGUCCCUGAAGGUUUUGAACCACGCAAUGUCUGGGCCAGAUGGAAAAGACAACUGUAACAAGUUUGUAGACAUCCUCGGACUAAGGACCAUCUUCCCUCUCUUCAUGAAAACACCAAAGAAAAACAGGAAGAGAGUUCUGACCACUGAAGAACACGAGGAACAUGUUGUAUCAAUCAUCGCCAGCAUGUUGCACAACUGCAGAGGCCAACAAAGACAACGGCUGCUCAGCAAGUUUACAGAGAACGAUCACGAGAAGGUCGACCGUCUGCUGGAGUUGCACUUCAAAUAUCUGGACAAAGUAGAGGAGGUAGACGCCACACUGGACAGUCAGCGGAAGGGUAACGACGAGGAGAAUGAAGAUGAGAACUAUUUGAAGCGCCUGGAAGGUGGAUUGUUUACUCUACAGUUGAUAGACUACAUAGUACUGGAAGUGUGCACAUCGGGCAUCACUAGUAUAAAGCAGCGAGUUGUACAGAUAAUCAACUUGAGAGGCGGCUCACUGAAGACUAUACGUCACGUAAUGAGAGAGUAUGCAGGAAACCUGGGCGACGCAGGGGAUUCAGAAUGGAAGGAGAUGGAACAGCAGCACAUUCUUCAGUUGGUGGACAAGUUUUAAUCCAUCAGCUCUCUAGGUUCUAGAUGUAUUUGUGCGUGUUUUUUACAUAAACCAAUCGCUGAGCUGUUGCUGCAGUGGUUGAAAUCUUCCCAUGUAUAUAUUUGUAACACAUUGUAUACUUCUAAUAAAGUGUAUUUAUUAGAAUUA
Molecule: messenger RNA, 2019 nt
Organism: Macrosteles quadrilineatus (aster leafhopper)
Lineage: Eukaryota; Metazoa; Arthropoda; Insecta; Hemiptera; Cicadellidae
Product: beta-catenin-like protein 1
Exons: 12
Coding region: 157-1872 (571 amino acids)
Cellular component (GO): spliceosomal complex
Source: RefSeq, a predicted model, not a curated record